UUUAAGUCAAAAUGGAGGAGUGUCCUAUCUGAUUCCGUGACUUUAACAACACCCUAAAAGCAUAUAUGCUUAACUGCGGUCACUAUUUCUGACUUGAAGAUGUCCAGUCCAUGUACAAAGAUAGUGAAGGCAUGGAGGAAAAUAAAGAACCUCAAGGAAAAACAGGGAUAUGAUGCUACAUUUGCAAACAACAUCAUUUCGUAAAUAGCUUCGAUAAUAUAUCAAAAGAAGUGGUCGUCAAAAAGUUAACAAGGAGACUACCGAAGGAAGAAUUAAAAUUAGACUGAACUAUGGACAGAAUUGACAAUUUUAUGAAAUCUGACCAAAACAGCGAGUAUGAUGAGGUAGAAGGAUCUGAAGAUGAAGAAGAAAUGAUAGAGCAAAAUAAAGAAGAUGAGCUUGAUAUUGAGCUCCAACCUGGCUUUAAAUGAGGAACUCAUAAUCAAUUACUUCACUCAUACAUCAUCAGCAAUCAUGUCCUAUUAUGUAACGAAUGAAUAGAAGAGAAAAAGCUUCAUGACGAUCGAUACAAGCCGAUUCCAAGAGUAGUAAAGCAAAUAAAAAGAGCUCUAGAUGACCAGAAAUUCAGCAUAGAAGAGGCACAUAAUAAGCUAAAGUAUUUCAAAUAGCUCUCUCAAGGUCCACCUCGAUACAAAGAAAAGAAAAUGAAUUCAGAAGACACUAGACUAUUUUAAAUAAACUAAAACAGAUGAUUCUUUCUGAAGAGAUCAGAGCCUUUGAGAGAUUAGACGAGGUAUUUCACAAGAUCGAAGAAAAUACCUACGGUACUAAUAAUAUCAACGGGAUUUUGGAAACCGUAGCUGGCAAGGAAAAAGAAAUUCAGUGACUUAUUGAUUUCCCUGAACAAGAACUUGUCAAGUUUUAUGAAGAUGUAAAGGCUCUUACUCAUAAGAAUGAGAGAUUUUAUAAAUUAAAGAAAUAUAGGGAUUUUGACUUUGAGUUUAAAUCAAAGACAUCUCUCUUGUCUCGAAUCCAGGAACUAAUCAAAGGCUCAUGGAGUUUUAACGUCAAGAAGACUAAGAAGAAAGAGAUAAAGACUAUUAUGAAGAAGUGCCUAGACGCAGACUCUUAUUGGAACUGUAUGAAAUGAUCUAAAAGAAACCUCUGAUCUAAAAACCUCACACAGUGCAAACACUGUGAGUCCUGAAGACCACUGAGAAGUUUUAAGUCUAUCUCAGACAAUCGCAAGGAUAUUAAUAAGGAUGAUUUGAAGAAGAUUAACCUCAGGCGAAGCAGAGAGCAUAAAGAAGUUCAAAGAUUAACAAAGCUUGUAGAAGAGCUUGAAGAGAACAACGUAAUGCACCUUCCUUACUACUUUAUUGAAAAGGAGUGGUAUAACCAAUGGAAUGUCUUUGUCACGAAUAAUAAGGAAGAUAGGUGAUAUCAUCUGUACAAGUCUCAUAUCGAGAAAUUAGGAGUCAUAGAUCCAGUAAAAAUUGAUAAUAGCCUUCUAUUUUCCUCUACAGGCGAACUUAAGAGAGGUCUUACUCCUGAAAAUGACUUUGAAGCUGUUGGCCAGCCUGUGUGGGAAUAUCUAUAUAAACUUUAUGGAGGAGGCCCUAUUAUAAAGCGAGAAACUAAAGAUAUUUAUUCUCUAGAGCUUGAUACGUCUGAAGAAGAGAAAAGACAAGAGAAAAUCUUGCAGCAGCGAGAGAAAACCAAUUUGCCAACAAGAGAGAUUGAAGAGCUUAAUACCAAAUUUGAUCAACAUUAUGCUUAUAUUGAAUCUCUACAUUCUCAGUUAGAUUCAUCUUUGGAGCACAGAGGACAAACAAGAAAGGAUAUAUUUGAUGAAGACUUUAAUUUUGAUGAAGAACUACAAACUGAAACAUUCUUUGCCCCACAAAUGCAAGAAGGACUCGGUUGAAUGGACUCACCACCUAAAAGGAUCACUAAAACUGUUCAUAAAACUAGGAAAAAGAAUAAAAAGAAAUAACUUAGAAGCCAUCUUAAGAAAUUA
This is a messenger RNA of Moneuplotes crassus, 1981 nucleotides long. Lineage: Eukaryota; Ciliophora; Spirotrichea; Euplotida; Euplotidae. The record is from the annotation of a GenBank genome assembly.